UAUGAGCAACGCAUCAUUCUGCUGCCACUCCGCGCAAAAACGCAUCAGCUGUCUCGCGUUGCCGGCUGCCAGCACAAGGGCGAUUCUGCUCGGGAAAAGGAGCGCCGUGUUUCUCGCUCUCCCUCGGCUCUCAUCCGGACAACACACGACCUUGAAGAAGGAGAUCUCCGUGAUCAAAAUAGCUCCGGGUUGAACUUCCACCAACCAACACGUCGGUAGGAGGAGUCAACAGAGGGCGUGUGACCUGCAUGGUGUAGUUGGGCAGUGGGAUACAAGCUCCUGGACCAGACUCACCGGGGACAAUAGCCACACACCAACACUGUAGGGGAAGGAGCUGUCUCGGUGACUCACAGUGACAGGGUCAAGCCGCCGGGAGGACCAUGUGACCUCUCUGUGGCCCCGCCCACCAUUGCUCACUUGUCCUCGGUCACUUCCUGUCAGGCCUCUCUCUCUGCGGCGGAGUGGCCGGUGACAUCAGAGCAGAGCGGAGCUCGCCGCGUCUACGUCCACGUCUUCGUCCACCUCCCACGGCCACGGUGAGCUCCGUACGCCUGCGGAACAUCUGAACAGGGACCAAAGGACACACACACACACACACGCACACACACACUCACAGAGGACACUCAAAGGAAGGACAUCUCAGGACACGUUGUUUUUGUCGAGUAAGGGAGUGCAGAGUUUUGUAUCUUUUUCCCCAAAGAAAACCACCUGCAUCAUUUUUUUUACUGCUGCUAGAACAGCGCAAGUCCCUUGACCUCCCUCUUAUCUGUGCACAGUCGGACACGUGCACACACACACACACACACACACACACGCACACACACACACACACACACACACACACGUUUCUACUAACAGAACACUGACACAGACCAAGGAGCAGAAGGCCCAAGUGUUUCUGGUUGGAUUCUGGAUUUACCAUCGCCGUGGUUACUGCCCCGCGUGUGAGGAAUGUAAACAGCCACCGGCACCACGGACGAGCGCAGGAGAGGCGUGGGCUUCGGCGGAGGAGGCGGCGGCGGCGGAGGCAGUUCCCGGCUCGACUUCGGCAUGUCUGGCAACGGGAACCCGUGCCCCCCAGGGGUGCCCCCUCCGCUGGGCGCCUUCUCCGUGCCCCAUUACUCCUACUUCUUCCCUCACAUGCUGGGGGGGCUCUCGCCCCCCGCCCUGCCCGGCCUGUCCGUCAGCGGAUACAGCACCCCGUCUCCAGCCACGGUGGAGACCCAGAGCACCAGUUCGGAGGAGAUCGUGCCCAGUCCGCCGUCCCCCCCACCCCCGCCCCGCGUCUACAAGCCCUGCUUUGUGUGCCAAGACAAGUCCUCAGGCUACCACUAUGGCGUCAGCGCCUGUGAAGGAUGCAAGGGCUUCUUCAGGAGAAGUAUACAGAAAAACAUGGUGUAUACCUGUCACCGGGAGAAGAGUUGCAUCAUCAAUAAGGUCACACGCAACCGCUGCCAGUACUGCCGGUUGCAAAAGUGCUUCGAAGUGGGCAUGUCCAAAGAGUCGGUGCGGAAUGACCGGAAUAAGAAGAAGAAGGAGGAGAAGAAGCCGGAGUGCUCGGAGAGUUACGUGCUGAGCCCCGACACGGAGGACAUGAUCGAGCGUGUGCGCAAGGCCCACCAGGAGACCUUCCCCUCGCUCUGUCAGCUCGGAAAAUACACAACGAAUAACAGUGCGGAGCAGCGUGUGUCGCUGGACGUGGACCUGUGGGAUAAGUUUAGCGAGCUGUCCACCAAGUGCAUCAUCAAGACGGUGGAGUUCGCCAAGCAGCUGCCCGGCUUCACCACGCUCACCAUUGCCGACCAGAUCACACUUCUCAAGGCCGCCUGCCUCGACAUCCUGAUUCUGAGGAUCUGCACGCGGUACACCCCCGACCAGGACACUAUGACCUUCUCGGACGGGCUGACGCUGAACCGCACACAGAUGCACAACGCCGGCUUCGGGCCGCUGACCGACCUCGUGUUUGCCUUCGCCAACCAGCUGUUGCCACUGGAGAUGGACGAUGCUGAGACAGGGCUCCUGAGCGCCAUCUGUCUGCUGUGCGGAGACCGUCAGGACCUGGAGCAGUCGGACAAGGUGGACAUCCUGCAGGAGCCCCUCCUGGAGGCUCUGAAGCUCUACGUGAGGAACAGGAGGCCCCACAAGCCCCACAUGUUUCCCAAGAUGCUCAUGAAGAUCACAGACCUGCGCAGCAUCAGCGCUAAAGGGGCGGAGCGAGUGAUCACCCUGAAGAUGGAGAUCCCGGGCUCCAUGCCCCCACUCAUCCAGGAGAUGCUGGAGAACUCCGAGGGCCUUGACAACCGUGAGGGCGGUGGGGCACGUGGCGGCGCGCGCAGCUGCAGUCCCAGCCUCUCCCCGAGCUCAGAGCAGAGCAGCCCCCCGGCCCCGUCGCCCUCACCCUCCCCUGAUCUGGACCCACCUCUCUCCCUUCCC
Molecule: messenger RNA, 2433 nt
Organism: Alosa alosa (allis shad)
Lineage: Eukaryota; Metazoa; Chordata; Actinopteri; Clupeiformes; Clupeidae
Gene: rarab
Product: retinoic acid receptor, alpha b
Exons: 10
Biological process (GO): retinoic acid receptor signaling pathway; cellular response to corticotropin-releasing hormone stimulus; regulation of transcription by RNA polymerase II
Cellular component (GO): nucleus; transcription regulator complex
Molecular function (GO): nuclear receptor activity; RNA polymerase II cis-regulatory region sequence-specific DNA binding; zinc ion binding
Source: RefSeq, a predicted model, not a curated record